Messenger RNA from Colletes gigas, 1677 nucleotides. RefSeq names its product adenosine 3'-phospho 5'-phosphosulfate transporter 1. The transcript has 9 exons. The record is from RefSeq and is a predicted model, not a curated record. Lineage: Eukaryota; Metazoa; Arthropoda; Insecta; Hymenoptera; Colletidae. Gene Ontology annotation, biological process: transmembrane transport. Bases 188 to 1516 code for a protein of 442 amino acids. Gene Ontology annotation, cellular component: Golgi membrane; endoplasmic reticulum membrane. Gene Ontology annotation, molecular function: 3'-phosphoadenosine 5'-phosphosulfate transmembrane transporter activity.
GUUGAAAGAAAACAAUCAUUAUUAAAACCUCACGUAUUGUGAUCACGUUUACUGAUAGAUAUGGAUUUGACACUAGUCAGUAAAGAGGGUUCAUUCCUAAAGUAUUUACGUGGCCAGAGCAAGGUUAUGAGAAAAUUGAAUAUUUAAUAAUUGUUAAUUUUGCGGCAAUCGAAUUAUAAUAAGGACAAUGCGAAAUUUUGUGAGCGAUAUUGUAAUUUGCUUAUUGCUACUACUUUCGGUGAGCCUUGUCUUUGGAGUUAGCGAAGUCAUUAAGUCUCUUGUGAAUAACGGAGACACAUUUUUAAGGUCUUCCUCCUAUAAUUGGAUUAUUCGAUUAUGUUUAAAUUUAUUAAGUUAUGCCACUGUAUUAUUGCCGGGUUACCUUAUCUAUAAAUAUGUGCGUCGUACCAAAUAUAUUCAAAGAGGAGGUAAAGGAUGUAUUCCCAGGUUGGUACAUUCGUGUUUUGUGGGUCACUGUGAAACAGGACUUCUGGACUCUUCUUACACAACUACACCAUCUAAUCAUAAUCAGCGUACUUUAGUUCAGGAAGCUUUACUACUCCUAUAUUGCUUCUUCGGAUUGCUAGUCAGUUUUUUAACAUGGGGUUAUUUACAAGAGAAGAUAAUAACCCAAGAGUAUGUGAAUGCUGCUGGUAACAAAGAUCGUUUCCAAGAUUCUCAAUUUCUAGUGUUUGUAAAUCGGAUUCUUGCAUUUUUAAUGUCAGGAUUAUAUUUGAUAGUUCAAAGGCAACCUCAGCAUAAAGCACCUCUUUACAAAUAUGCAUUUUGCUCUUUGUCAAAUAUCAUGAGCAGUUGGUGUCAAUACGAGGCUUUAAAAUUUGUUAGCUUUCCAACACAGGUAUUGGCAAAAGCUUCUAAAAUCAUUCCAGUGAUGAUAAUGGGAAAGAUAAUUUCGCAUACCACCUACGAGUAUUACGAAUACGUUACAGCUAUACUUAUUUGUAUCGGAAUGACUCUAUUCAUGUUAGAUAAUUCUGAUUACAGAAACGGCGGAGCUACUACUGUUUCUGGUACUACUCUUUUAGGAGGCUACUUACUGUUAGAUAGUUUUACAAGUACUUGGCAAAAUGCGUUAUUCGUGGAAUAUGGCGCAACAAGUGUACAAAUGAUGUGUGUAGUUAAUAUGUUUUCCUGUUUAUUAACUGCCAUGUCCUUAUUUCAGCAGUCAAGUUUUCCUCUCAUACUUUCUUUCAUGUCAAAGUAUCCUGGAUUCAUUAUGGACUGUUUACUCAUGUCGAUUUGUUCCGCAAGUGGUCAGUUAUAUAUUUUUUAUACAAUUUCUAAAUUUGGGCCAGUAACAUUUGUGAUUAUGAUGACUCUUCGACAGGGUUUGGCUAUAUUGUUGUCCUGUUUAAUAUAUCAUCAUCGCGUAACAGCUAUUGGUAUAUUAGGUGUAUUGUUAGUAUUUGGUUCAGUGUUUUUACGGAUAUAUUGUAACAAUCGACUGCGUGCUAUUAGAAGACGUAGAGCUGCGGCAAAUAGUAUAAAAGAUUAAUUACAAAACUGAAAAGUAUAGGUGCAAAUUCCGUAAGACUUGUAUAUUUUUUUUUGUUUUUUUUUUUUUAUAUACGAAAUAUUUUUGACUUCAAGUCAUUAAUCAUUUUUAUAAAAGUAUUAAUAAUGUUGUUUCUACGUUUGUUUUUAUACGUACUUUAU